AUGAACAACCGCAGCAUUGUUCAGCUUUAUAUAACAGCCUGAUCGUUCAGCCUGGGGCUGCUGCCAGGGCCGUGCCUCACACGAAAGGCGACCGCGACCCCGUGCUGCGCGUGCCUGAGCCCCGCACCGCCUUUGCUCAUCCUGCCCAACUCCCCCUCAAACCACAAGCAGCCCCUGCCCCGAAAUGGUGGUGAUGUCCCUGCUGAGGUGCUGCUUGGCUGGGGAUGGAGGGGGGGGUUGCUGGGGUCUCACGGCUGCGCGCUGCCCUGCAGCAAGGCAGAGGCAGAGGCCAUGGAGAAGGAGCUGCUGGAGGAUUAUCGCUUCGGGCGGCAGCAGCUCAUCGAGAUCUGGGGGCACGCCUGCGCCGUGGCCGUCACCAAGGCCUUCCCGCUGCCAUCCCUGCCACGGAAGCAGCCCACAGUGCUGGUGGUUUGCGGCCCUGAGCAGAACGGGGCCAUCGGGCUGGUGUGCGCACGGCACCUGCGCGUCUUUGACUAUGAACCCACCAUCUUCUACCCCAAACGUUCCCUGGACCCCCUGUACCGGGACUUCACCACUCAGUGUGAGAAGAUGGACAUCCCCUUCCUCUCGUACCUCCCCACCGAGGUGCAGCUGAUCAACGAUGCCUACAACGCAGUGGUGGAUGCGGUGCUGGGGGCUGAAGCGGAGCUGGGUGAGGGCAGGGGGCCUUGUGCUGGCAUCCUUGCCACCCUAAAACACGUCCGCAUCCCCAUUGUCAGCCUGGACGUGCCCUCAGGGUGGGACGUGGAGGCGGGCAGCAGUGGUGGGAUCAGCCCUGAUGUGCUGGUGUCCCUGAUGGCCCCCAAGCUGUGCGCCCGCCGCUUCCUGGGCCGUCAGCACUUUGUGGCCGGCCGCUUCGUGCCCUACGACGUGCAGAAGAAGUUUGAGCUCAACCUUCCUGAGUACCCGGGCACCGAGUGCGUGGUGGCCCUGAGUGCCCCUCAAUAA
Messenger RNA from Lagopus muta (rock ptarmigan), 969 nucleotides. It is a transcript of the gene YJEFN3, whose product is annotated as YjeF N-terminal domain containing 3. Gene Ontology annotation, molecular function: NAD(P)HX epimerase activity. Gene Ontology annotation, cellular component: mitochondrion. NCBI's taxonomy places the organism in Eukaryota, Metazoa, Chordata, Aves, Galliformes, Phasianidae. The record is from RefSeq and is a predicted model, not a curated record.